UGGGACAAAAGGUGUUCUAUGCCAGAUUCAGUAUCCAACUUUUUCAAACGUCCGCGUUUUCUAUCGAAGCGUUGAAAACCUUUGGUUAGUUUCCACAUUUCUCUCCUUCUCUCUCUCAUUCUCUUUACACUGCUUUGCUGUUUCUAACAGUUUCAAGAUUUGCCCAUUUGGAUUUCUUUAUGUGUCAACACAGAUCCGUGCUUGUCAAUUCAAUUUAUCUCUGAAUUCUACUAAAUUACCAUAUAUAGUUUUUAGCAUUUUGUGAGUCCGUGAUUGGCUCAAACUUUGGAAGGGGUAGUUUUUAUCUAUUGGAAUUAUAUAAUGGAACUAUGAACUGGCGGGUUUUAAUGGGUUUGAUGGAUUUGUGUUCAAGAGCUGCUGUAGAUGCCAGAACUGGGUUGAGUUGAUUUGUUAAGGAUUUUAAGUUGAAAUUUUUUAUAUUUGAGGUGAAAAGAUGAUUGGAAGAAAGAACAUUGGACGUUCGUCGCCAGUCCUUUUGGUUCUGUUGGCACUUGGAUUUUUCUUUGCAACAUAUAAUUUGAUAACUCUUAUAAUACACAACAAAGCUUCCAUCUCGGGGAGUUGGAUGUGGGAUGGAACAGAGCUUUUUGAUCCCGUGAUUCAGAGGCCUGAUGAUGAGAAGAGUGCAGGGAAUUCCAAAAAGUAUCAUGUUGCCCUUACGGCUACUGAUGCUCCUUAUAGUCAAUGGCAGUGUCGGAUAAUGUAUUACUGGUAUAAGAAGAUGAAAGACAUGCCUGGGUCAGACAUGGGAAAGUUUACACGAGUUUUGCAUUCGGGAAGUCCUGACAAUUUGAUGGAGGAGAUUCCUAGCUUUGUAGUUGAUCCUCUUCCACAGGGUUUGGAUCGGGGUUACAUUGUCCUCAAUAGACCAUGGGCUUUUGUGCAGUGGCUGGAGAAAGCAACGAUAGAGGAAGAAUACAUUUUAAUGGCAGAACCUGAUCACGUAUUUGCUAAUCCUUUGCCCAACUUAGGAUAUGGAGAUCAUCCAGCUGGAUUUCCAUUUUUCUACAUUAAACCCACUGAAAAUGAGAAAAUAAUUAGGAAAUUUUAUCCCAAGGAAAAGGGUCCUGUCAGUGAUGUUGAUCCAAUUGGAAAUUCCCCUGUAAUCAUUAAGAAGUCGUUGUUGGAGGAUAUUGCUCCCACGUGGGUGAAUGUUUCUUUGAGAAUGAAAGAUGAUGAGGAGACUGACAAGGCUUUUGGAUGGGUGCUUGAAAUGUAUGCAUAUGCUGUAGCAUCUGCAUUGCAUGGUGUGCAUCAUACUCUUCGUAAAGACUUUAUGCUGCAGCCUCCAUGGGAUUUGGAAGUUGGCAAGAAGUUCAUUAUCCAUUAUACUUACGGAUGUGAUUACAAUUUAAAGGGGGAACUGACUUAUGGAAAAAUUGGGGAAUGGCGUUUUGACAAGAGAUCGUAUCUCAGUGGUCCUCCACCAAGAAACCUGCCCUUGCCUCCUCCAGGAGUUCCUGAAAGUGUGGUAAGGCUUGUGAAAAUGGUAAAUGAGGCUACUGCAAAUAUCCCUGGAUGGGACACACUAAGUAGUGGGUGAGAGAGAAGAUUAUCGGCCUAUAACUUGCUUGUUCCAUUUACUGAUAUCAGAUGGCUGCUAGGAAUGGAGUGGUUCAUCAAUACCAAUUACAUGCAACCAUAGAAUGUUACAGAUAGAGAAAGAAUGAAUGUCUUGGAUGAGUCAAAAAAGGGGGAAUUUUAUGGCCUCAACUCUCUUCAAAAUAUAAGGCUACUAAAUUCUUUUGUAUACAAAAUUUUUGUACACUUUCAGUAUGGGAUUUUUAUAUAAAGAUUUAUUAGUAAAAUUCUGAUUACAAUUAGUUA
Messenger RNA from Ziziphus jujuba (common jujube), 1848 nucleotides. Its product is annotated as hydroxyproline O-arabinosyltransferase PLENTY. The record is from RefSeq and is a predicted model, not a curated record. Gene Ontology annotation, molecular function: glycosyltransferase activity. Bases 455 to 1564 code for a protein of 369 amino acids. NCBI's taxonomy places the organism in Eukaryota, Viridiplantae, Streptophyta, Magnoliopsida, Rosales, Rhamnaceae. The transcript has 10 exons.